Molecule: messenger RNA, 1212 nt
Organism: Malaya genurostris
Lineage: Eukaryota; Metazoa; Arthropoda; Insecta; Diptera; Culicidae
Exons: 2
Coding region: 1-1212 (403 amino acids)
Source: RefSeq, a predicted model, not a curated record
AUGUUCUGUAUGGUCGACUUCAACGCGAAGAUCGGAUCCGAUAACUCGAACUAUGAGCGCAUUAUGGGGCGCCAUGGUCUCGGAGAAAUGAGCGAACACGGAGAGCUGUUUGCAGAAUUCUGUGGCAAUAACGACAUGGUGAUCAGGGGAUCGCUCUUCCCCCAUCGACCGGUUCACAAGGUCACGUGGGUUUCCCGUGACGGCUUUACCGAAAAUCAAAUUGACCACAUCUGCAUCAGCCGAAAGUGGAAACGGAGCCUUCUUGAUGUGCGGAAUAAACGUAGUGCCGAUAUCGCGUCUGACCACCACCUCAUCAUCGGCGAAAUACGCCUGCCGGACUGGAUGAUAUCACACGAGAAUAAUCUGGGUGAACUACGCACCCAAAGAAAGCAAUGGAUCACUGAUGAGACCUGGACGAAAAUAGAGGAGCGAAGAGGAGCCAAAGCCGCAAUACAGCGAUCCAAAACCCGAGGAGCCAUAUAUUCGGCCCGUCAACGAUACUCGGCUCUGGAGAAGGAAGUAAAACGCUCAUGUAGACGGGACAAGCGAGCGUGGGCGGACUCCCUCGCCGACGAAGGGGAGAAGGCCGCUGCAACCGGGAACAUUCGUCUCCUCUACGAUAUCUCACGACGCCUAAGUGGAGCGAAGAUGAAUGCGACAAUGCCUGUGAAAGACGCGAUUGGUCAACUGCUAAUCGACCCAACUGAUCAACUUAAACGCUGGUUCGAGCACUUCGAACAACUUUUCCAAGUGCCAGCCAGGCCACCAUCACCUCGGCAUGACCCGUCUAGGGUCAGGCGUAUCAUACGCGUGAAUACCGAGGCUCCGUCAUUGCUGGUGUUACAAACGGCCGUUCAAAGCAUGAAAUCGAACAAAGCCCCAGGGGUCGAUCGCAUAUCAGCCGAGAUGCUCAAAGCAGACCCCAUGAUGUCCGCUCAACUGUUGCACAAUUUUUUUCGUAAUAUCUGGGACACCGCAACUUUUCCGGUCGACUGGAUGCAGGGUAUCUUAGUAAAGGUGCCCAAAAAGGGUGACCUGACUAUAUGCGAUAAUUGGCGAGGCAUUAUGUUGCUGUGUACCGUUCUAGAAGUUUUAUGCAAAGUGAUCCUAUCCUGGAUCCAGGAGAAGAUCGAUGCGACUCUCCGACGACAGCAAGCUGGAUUCCGUGCCGGAAGAUUCUGUGCUUCGUAUCAUCCUGGAGCAAGUCAAUGA